AAAUAUAAACCCCAUCUGACCAAACCCUAGUGUGUGCUCGCCAACACAGAAAACCAAGCAGAGACAAUACAGACGAACAAAGAAAAACCCUAGCCCUAAAUACACAGCACACACACAAUAUAAAGAUCUCCCAAUUGAUCUGAUCAAAAUUGAGGUAAGUUCUCACAAACCUCUCAAUCUAUCGGUCUCUCAAAAUCCCUUGGUGUUGUUCACUGUUCAUCCAAAUCUUGAACCCCGGAGACAUUGCGAGAAAAACCCAUAAGCUAAAAGUUGUCAAUUUUUUUUUUCCUGGGAAAACUUUGUUUAUGCAAAAAAGUGUGCGGAAGUAAAGGAAAGCGUAUUGAGGUUUAGGAUUUUUAGGGGUUUUAGAAGAAUGGAUGAUUUGGAGAAGGCUAUUCUUAUAUUGUUCGAUGAAUCGGGUUCUAUUGAUGAAGGAUUGAAAAAGAAGGCCAAGGAUUAUUGUGAUGAAAUCAAGGAAAAACCUUCAAUUUGUAGUAUUUGUAUUGAUAAAUUGUGCUUUUCAGGCAUAGUUCAGGUCCAAUUUUGGUGUUUACAGACACUUCAUGAGGUUAUUCGGUUCCGGUACGCAUCCAUGAGUCCGGAUGAGAAGUUUUUCAUUAGAAAAUCAGUGUUUUCGAUAGCGUGUUUGGAAGCUGUCGAUGAUAAGAAUGUUGCUAGGGUUAUAGAGGGUCCUGCAUUUAUAAAGAACAAGCUUGCUCAGGUUUUGGUUACUCUGAUUUAUUUUGAGUAUCCUUUAAUUUGGUCCUCCGUGUUUGUUGAUUUUUUGCAUCGCCUGCACAAAGGGGUUCUGGUGAUAGAUAUGUUUUGUCGGAUUUUGAAUGCGUUGGAUGAUGAAGUGAUUAGUUUGGACUAUCAGCGAACGCCUGAAGAGUUGGUGGUCGCCACGCAUAUUAAGGAUGCGAUGAGGCAGCAGUGUGUGGCUCAGAUAGUGAGAGCGUCAUAUGACAUUGUGUCACUGUAUAGGAAUUCUGAUCAGGAACUCUGUACAAGUGUAUUAGAAUCAAUGAGGAGCUACAUUUCUUGGAUUGACAUUGGUUUGAUUGUGAAUGAUGUGUUUAUCCCGCUAUUGUUUGACUUGAUUUUGGUUGGUGGGCUGUCGGAACAACUCCGUGGUGCUGCGGCUGCAUGUUUGUUGGCAGUGGUUUCUAAGCGGAUGGAACCACAAUCUAAACUGUUACUGUUGCAGAAUCUUCCUAUAAGUCGGGUUUUUGGGUUGGUUGCUGAAGAUGGUGAUUCUGAGUUGGUUUCAAGCAUUGCUGCACUGCUCAGUGGGUAUGCAGCGGAAGUUCUAGAAUGCUUUAAACGGUUAAAUUCUGAGGAAGCGAAGGGUGUUUCAAUGGAGCUUUUGAAUGAAGUCUUGCCUUCAGUUUUUUAUGUAAUGCAGAACUGUGAGGUUGAUGCAGCAUUUAGUAUAGUGCAAUUUCUUUCGAGUUAUGUUGGCACAAUGAAAAGCCUCUCUCCUUUAAGGGAGAAGCAACUGCUUCACGUUGGUCAGAUACUAGAAGUGAUCCUGACACAUAUUCGCUAUGAUCCUACAUACCGCAAUAAUCUCGAUAUAUUGGAUAAAAUUGGGAGGGAGGAGGAAGAUAGGAUGGUGGAGUUUAGGAAGGAUUUAUUUGUGCUGCUUCGUAAUGUGAAUCGUGUAGCUCCUGAUGUUACUCAGGUAUUUAUCAGAAAUUCAUUAGCUAGUGCUGUUGCAUCUUCACCUGACAGGAAUGUUGAAGAGGUGGAAGCUGCACUUUCUCUUUUUUAUGCUCUAGGGGAGUCGAUAAGUGAUGAGUCGAUGCGAACCGGAAGUGGACUUUUGCGUGAGUUGGUGCCAAUGCUUUUAUCAACUAGGUUUCCUUGCCAUUCUAAUAGGCUAGUUGCCCUUGUGUAUCUAGAGACAGUAACAAGAUAUAUGAAGUUUAUUCAGGAGAAUACCCAAUAUAUUCCUAUUGUUCUGGCUGCCUUUCUUGAUGAAAGAGGUAUACACCAUCCAAACAUCAAUGUCAGCCGAAGGGCAAGUUAUCUGUUCAUGAGGAUUGUAAAAUUGCUGAAAGUUAAGCUUGUGCCUUUUAUAGAGACAAUUUUGCAGAGCCUGCAAGACACAGUUGCUCGAUUUACAAGUAUGGAUUAUGCAUCAAAAGAUCUUACAGGAUCUGAAGAUGGUAGUCACAUUUUUGAGGCAAUUGGCUUAUUGAUUGGGAUGGAAGAUGUACCGCUGGAAAAGCAAUCUGAUUACCUCUCUGCAUUGCUCACUCCUCUUUGUCAACAGGUUGAGGCGUUGCUCAUGAAUGCAAAAUUAUUAUCUCUGGAAGAGGCUCCUGCAAAAAUUGCUGUUAUCCAGCAAAUAAUCAUGGCAAUUAAUUCUCUCAGCAAGGGUUUCAGUGAGCGCCUUGUAACUGCUAGUCGCCCAGCAAUUGGUCUCAUGUUCAAGCAGACACUGGAUGUUCUUCUCCAAGUUCUUGUCGUUUUUCCAAAGGUAGAGCCUUUGCGGAGUAAGGUCACGUCAUUUAUACAUCGCAUGGUGGAAACUUUAGGAGCAUCUGUAUUCCCAUACCUCCCCAAGGCAUUGGAGCAACUGCUUGCAGAAAGUGAGCCAAAGGAGAUGGUUGGUUUUCUUUUGUUACUCAAUCAACUUAUAUGUAAGUUCAACACGUUGUUCCGUGAUAUAUUGGAAGAAGUAUUUCCUGCUAUUACUGGGAGGAUAUUUAGUGUUAUCCCAAGAGAUGCAUUUCCUUCAGGACCUGGAACCAAUACUGAGGAAAUCCGUGAAUUGCAGGAGCUUCAGAAAGGAUUAUAUACAUUUCUUCAUGUAAUAGCUACACAUAAUCUGUCUUCUGUUUUUCUGUCCCCCAAAAGUAGGGCCUACUUGGAUCCAAUGAUGCAGUUGCUAUUGUACACGUCUUGUAACCAUAGGGAUAUUCUUGUAAGAAAGGCAUGUGUUCAGAUAUUUAUUACAUUGAUUAAAGAUUGGUGUGCCAGGCCUUGUGGCGAAGAAAAGGUCCCUGGUUUCCAAAAAUUCAUAAUCGAGGCCUUUGCAACAAAUUGUUGUUUGUAUAGCUUGCUUGACAAAUCGUUCGAGUUUCGUGAUGCAAAUACUCUUGUUUUGUUUGGAGAAAUUGUGCUGGCUCAGAAGGUCAUGUAUGAAAAAUUUGGCGAUGAAUUUCUCAUUCAUUUUGUAUCGAAAGGUUUUCCAGCUGCACAUUGCUCUCAAGAUUUGGCAGAGCAAUACUGUCAGAGGUUGCAGCAGGGUAGUGAUAUCAAGGCCUUGAAAUCAUUCUAUCAGUCGCUCAUUGAAAAUUUAAGGAUGCAGCAGAAUGGAAGCCUUGUUUUCAGAUAGCAUUGAAUGUUAUUGUAUUCCCGGGCUUCAUGUUUUUGUUUUGCUCCUGAGUUGUAGCGACGCAUUUUUGUUCGGCAAAGGGUUGUCUGUGUAUAUAACUUUUGUGCGGCCAUUUUCGGACGAGUUGUAAAUUUUCGGAAGAAAUUUUCUUAAUUAUGGAGGUACGGCCACAUCCAUCAGUCUGGAGCUGCUUAGCCUGCGAUCAAGCUUGUCUAUGUUCUGUUUAUAUCUUCUUCUUCAUCUUCAUUUUUUUUUUUUUUUUCCUUCAGUAAUUAUAUAUUUUCCUUUUCUUGUGGUUAAAUAUUCAUACGCUUACAGUCAUAAUUGAUCAAGUUUUUUUCUCUCUUCCACAACAACACCACCCUCCCCCGGCCCGGACUGCUGGGGCUUAGUUCGUAGAUCAAGUUGUUAUUAAUAUUAUUAUUUUAUUUUUUAUGAGCAA
This is a messenger RNA of Alnus glutinosa, 3788 nucleotides long. RefSeq names its product exportin-T. Gene Ontology annotation, molecular function: small GTPase binding; tRNA binding. Gene Ontology annotation, biological process: tRNA re-export from nucleus. Gene Ontology annotation, cellular component: nuclear pore; nuclear matrix; cytoplasm. Lineage: Eukaryota; Viridiplantae; Streptophyta; Magnoliopsida; Fagales; Betulaceae. The transcript is spliced from 15 exons. The record is from RefSeq and is a predicted model, not a curated record. Bases 374 to 3346 code for a protein of 990 amino acids.